This is a messenger RNA of Rosa rugosa (rugosa rose), 1667 nucleotides long. Its product is annotated as vicilin-like seed storage protein At2g28490. The transcript has 4 exons. Bases 48 to 1457 code for a protein of 469 amino acids. Lineage: Eukaryota; Viridiplantae; Streptophyta; Magnoliopsida; Rosales; Rosaceae. The record is from RefSeq and is a predicted model, not a curated record.
ACUCAUUAGAGUAACCCUGAGAGAAGAAAGCAACAAAUCAAUCAAAAAUGGGAAACAGAGUGAUGGUGAGCCUCCUGGUUCUUGUGCUUGUGCUUUCCUAUGGAGUUAUGGCAAUGGCUAUGAGGUUUAAUCAUGAAGAUGAAGAGUGGGGAAGAGAACAGAGAGAAGAAGAGUGGGAAGGGCACCGAGAUCAUCGCCAUCUUUUCCUUUUGCAACAAUCAAGGCUCCUGGUGAAAACUGAAGCUGGGCAAAUGAGGGUGGUGAGAAGUGUAGGUCAGAGAAUGGUAGAUAGGCAUAUAAAUGUUGGCUAUCUCACCUUGGAACCUAACUCCCUCUUCAUCCCCCAGUACCUCGACUCCAGCUUGAUCCUCUUUAUCCAAAGAGGCCAAGCAAAUGUGGGACUGGUACACCGACAGGAAUUGGGGGAGAGACAAUUGAAGGCUGGGGAUGUGUACAGAAUUCCAGCAGGUUCCACAUUUUACUUGCAGAAUGUCAGGGAGAACAGGAGACUUCAGAUCAUUCUCAGCAUCGACACAUCUGACAGUUUGAGAAUGGGUACUUUGGAGAAUUUCUUCAUUGGUGGAGGAACCUACCCAAAAUCUGUACUUUCUGGGUUCGAUUCUGAGAUACUCACAAAUGCAUUUAACGUCUCAUCUUCAGAAAUAAGGCAGGUUUUGACAAGGCAGCAAGAGGGUCCAAUUAUAUAUCUAAAUAAUUCUCAAUCAUCAUCAAACCUUUGGACCAAAUUCGUAAGCAUGAAAGAGCAGGACAGACUACAAGAAUUGAAGAAAAUGGUGGACUUCCCAGAAGAACCAGAGCAAACCCUAACUUGGUCAUGGAGGAAACUGUUGAACUCCGUGUUCGGAACGCUUGAAAAUGAGGAGAGGAAGCAACAUCAUCAUGAGCACUCCCAGAAAUCCUACAACCUCUAUGAUAGAAAGCCAGAUUUCAAGAACAACCAUGGAUGGACCCUCUCAGUUGAUGAGUCUGAUUACUCUCCCCUAAAGGACUCCGGCAUUGGCGUUUACCUUGUUAGUCUCAACGCAGGGUCAAUGUUGGCACCGCAUGUGAACCCAAGAGCAACAGAAUACGGCGUCGUUCUGAGAGGCUCAGGAUCACUACAGAUUGUGUUUCCAAAUGGUACCUUGGCAAUGAAGGCGAAACUAAAGCCAGGGAGAGUGUUUUGGGUGCCAAGGUAUUUCCCAUUUGUCCAAGUGGCAUCUAACAACGAGCAACUUGAGAUUUUUGGGUUCACUACCUCAGCACAGCCGAACCGGCCACAGUUUUUGGCCGGUUCUAGCUCGGUGCUGCAAGCUCUAAGAGGUCAAGAACUUGCAGCUGCUUUUGGUGUGAGUGAGGGAAGGUUGAAUCAUUUUGUUAAUGCUCAGCGCGAAGCUGUCAUUUUGCCGUACAAUGCAGAGAGGAAUCAAAAGGCAGAUGGGAUGGCAGACCGGUGAGCUUUGGGAAUGACAUGGUCAUGGUCGGCUUUAAUUUGGUUGAGGACUUGGUCUGGCGAAUAAGAUGAAUAAUUUUCUUGUGUUUCAGGCUAAGGAGCUAUAGGGUGCUGCAGUUUAGGAUCCCUAUUUGAGCAUUUUUGUUUCAUGCAUUUUGUUUGUAAAUAAUUUUUAAUAAAAUAAAAAAUAAAAAAAUAAAAGAUCUUUGGUCUA